Ornithodoros turicata is the source of this 3637-nucleotide messenger RNA. It is a transcript of the gene Mat89Ba, whose product is annotated as nucleolar protein 6-like. Gene Ontology annotation, cellular component: UTP-C complex; small-subunit processome; CURI complex. Bases 57 to 3542 code for a protein of 1161 amino acids. The record is from RefSeq and is a predicted model, not a curated record. Gene Ontology annotation, biological process: tRNA export from nucleus; rRNA processing. NCBI's taxonomy places the organism in Eukaryota, Metazoa, Arthropoda, Arachnida, Ixodida, Argasidae. The transcript has 22 exons.
CUGCGGUCCGUUUGCACGUGUGAUUAGCAGAAGCCAAGCAUGCAACGAACUUCACUAUGACGAAAAAGAAAUUAACCGUAUGUGCACCUGUAAAAAAGGCAGUGAAGAAGGUCGAGGUUGCUCCAGCCUUUGAAGACGAGUUCAGCGAUGAAGAGUGCGCAGAUUCUGCAGACGAAGGGGAUGUGGUGUGGGACAUGGAAGAUGACAGCAAAGAAGAUAGUACCGUGCCCGAAAAACGACAGGCGGAACCGGGAGAAUCUCACCCGAAGAAAAAGUUCAAACUGUCGAAAAGGGAGCUAUAUAAGCCUCCAACUGCAGAAGAGCUAAACAGCCUCAAAGAAGUCGAAACGUUAUUUCACUCAAAUUUGUUUGGACUUCAGCUCUCGGAUCUUCUCAAAACAAUUAAGCUGAAAGAAAAACAUGUGCUUGAGCUCAACGAGUGGCUGGAGUUCUUCAAAAAGGCACUGCAAUCCCUUCCACCAUGGAAAUCAGCUCGGGUCAAGCCAGAAAAGUUUCUGAAAAAGGUGAAACUUCCACUAAAAGCAAGCACUCCGGCAGAUCCAAAAUGCAGGUUUCGUUUCGUGCCACCCGUUACCGUGAAACCAGUUGGAAGCUUCGUAUUGAAUGCCACUAGGGGGCCAGAUUACCUCGUCGACAUUGCUCUCGAAAUGCCUGCGGACUGCUUCGAAAAGACAGAUUUUCUUAACCAAAGGUACCACAGAAAAAGGGCAUUGUAUCUGGCCACAAUUGCGGCGCAUUUGAAAAAGUCUGAAUUUGUGGAAGAGAUGGCUUUUCAAUUUCACCAUGGCACUACGACUAUGCCGGUGCUGCUCUUGAAGCCAGCAGGCAAAGCAGGCAAACAUUUCAAGGUGUGCCUUUUGCCCUACCCUUCCUCAAAUGUGUUCAAGCUGAGCCGUUUCAUCCCGCGUCGGAGCAACGUUCGUGCAUCCUGGUUUUUUGGUUCGGACAACGACGGCCUGACAGAAGAACUGCCAUCCCCAUGCUACAACGCGAGUGUGCUCUCGGACUUACGGAUGGUUGCCCUGAAUGAUUAUUUCGUUGAGAAACUAGGGUCGCAUCAAGCAGUGCAAGACGUUAUUGUUCUUUUGAAACAAUGGCUUCAUAAGAGAGAUCUUGAUCAGGGAUAUGGCACAUUUUCUGGCUUCCUAAUCAUGGCAUACGUUGCCUACUUGCUUAAGAAUCGCAAGAUCAGCACAAUGAUGAGUUCGUAUCAAGCCAUGCGCUACGUUCUUCUCAGUUUAUCCCAAUCAGACUGGAUGGAGGAGCCAAUUUCACUCUGCUCCGAGAGUCAGCAGAACCAGCCAACAAUUGAAGAGUUUUCAGAACAUUACCCUUUGGUUUUCGUUGAUCCGUCGGGCUUCCUGAACUUGUGUGCACAUACCUCAGUCGAGUCUUACCUGAGGGUUAAACACGAAGCGCAUUUGGCCAUAACGUUCCUCGACUCGUGCUCUGCGGAUAGCUUCCAGGCACUGUUUAUGACACGUGUACCCUUCUACAGAACAUUCGAUUUGUUCAUUCGGCUGGACAAAAGCGACAUUGAAAGUGCCUUGGAUAGCCUAACCCUUCGGGAUCAACUGGCAGACGCUGAUGGGAAUGAAUCGUACGUCGCAGCGCACGCCGUCUGUUCUAUUUUACGUAGGGGCCUCAACAGAAGAAUAUCUCUGCUCUCUGCGCGGCUUACGGCAUCACCUGAGUGGGGACUGAAUGUGACACCUCCGGAACCAGAGGCUUGGGUGGACUUUGGCAUAAUUCUCAACUCCCCAGAGUGCUAUAACUUGGUGGACAAAGGACCUCCCGCGGAUGCUCCAGAAGCCCUAGAAUUUCGAAACUUCUGGGGUGACCGGUCAGAGCUGCGAAGGUUUCAAGACGGCAGCAUCUUGGAGGCUGUCGUCUGGAACGCGAAGUUGGCCUGUGAGCAACGCGAGAUUGUGCUGAGCAUCGUACGGUACUUACUACGACAGUAUGUUCAUGUGGAAGGUGUGACAUGUGUGGGAGACUUCCUUGAUCCCGUCUUGAGGUUGAGUAAAGUAACCUGGCCCCAGAGAGCACCGUACGGAACCGGAGAAGAGACUAAUCUCAUUGUCAUAAAGACAUACGAUGAGUUUUCGAAGCAGCUACGGAAGCUGAGUGAUCUGCCCCUCGAAGUCUCUUCAGUUCAAGGCAUAUCUGCAGUUCUGCGUUCUACUGAGGUCUUCCCACCUUUCAAGGGUGUCCUGAGCACGGACUUUGGCAUGGCAUAUACAGUCGAUGACAAAUAUUUAUUACCCGUAGCAACUAAGGCGCAUUUCCACCACUUGGUCAUACCAGUAGAAGUUAUCGUGCACAUGGAAGCCAGCGGGAAGUGGCCUGAUGACUUGGAUGCUCUGCAACGUGUAAAGGCAGCCUUUCACAUUGCAUUGGCAAAAGAGUUGAAGCAACAGUGUUCCCUUCCAACACUCGUUCGUCCAGGGUAUAUCGACAUCCUCAAGGAAGGGUUUGUCUUCCGGGUGCGCAUUGCAUGUCACAAGGAAAUAACGUUGGCCAAAGUGCAAGUGACACCUGAUGGUAUGGUCAAGAUGAAGGACACAGAGGCUAGUCUGCAUUUGGAAUACCUUACGGAGAGGCUACCCGGCCUCACAAGCUCUCUCCAUGGCCUGCAACAGCAACACGGAACAUUUGGCGCAGCAUGCCGUCUGGCGAAACGUUGGGUUUCAGCCCAGUUCCUUUAUGGCCACGUUCCGGACGAAUGUGUAGAAAUCCUCGUUGCAUCAGUGUACCUCACGCCCGCUCCAUAUGCUGUUCCUAACUCACCACGUGUGGCAUUUCAACGGUUCUUGGCCCUUCUUGUGAACCAUGAUUGGAGCACGCAGCCCUUGAUAGUUGACUUUGCUGACAAACUCACGAAGGAAAAGUGUGCAGAGGUGCAGUCUACCUUUAUCAACUCCAGGAGCACACUGCCUGCCAUGUUCAUUACCACGCCAUUUGACGGCAACCACCUUUCACCGUGGACGCGCCAAGCGCCCACGGGACAGAUUCUGUGUCGACUCGUGGCCCUUGCUAAGGCGUCACUGCAAGUUUUGGAACAACAGAUUUCCUGCCCGGUAGACAUUGAUGUGAAGCAAAUCUUCCGCGCACCACUAGACCCCUACGACGUUUUGAUUCACCUAGAUGAAGCUAGAAUACCGAACGUCUACCAGGGCGUCGACUACAGUGAAGGCGUAUCCGUAAAGCCAGUGCUCAAACUGCUCUUCCCAGUGGUAGGCGUGGACGUGGUAUCAUGUUACGUUCAAGCUCUCAGGGACGCUUACGGUGACCUCGCCUUAUUCUUCUACGACCACUACGGCGGAAAGUGCGUGGGGGUGCUCUGGAAGCCUAAGGCCUUUGAACCUCAACCAUUCAAGAUAUCUGCAGUGCCGGGACGUAUGCUGAAUGGAGAGGGCAAACUGAUCCCAAAUGUAGAAGCCAUUUUGGAAGAUUUUGGUGUGAUAGGGCAAGGACUUGUCGCAUCAGUCGAAGCCAGGACGAGCAAGUGGAAAAUAUAGGAAGGCAACAGUGUGCACCUGUACAUAUUGAGGAAAGGGAAGUGCAUUCGCCAUGCUGGGGAAAAGUAACAAAUCGACAUCAUUUGCACCAUUUU